AUGUCUGCUCUUGCACCCCCCACGCGGCCCACGUUCCACCGUGCCGCCAGCACUUUUGUCGACGAGAUCGCGACAGCCCGGACCGACCUCUCUCGCAAGCUGCUCUUGGGCGACUCUCCCUCCAACGCCAGCCCGGAUUCCGAGUCGACGCCGUCUUUGUUGAGCCCCGGCAGCGAUUCGUCGUCAUCCCCGAAAUCGCUGGUCGCCGGCUCCCCCAUUACUCCGCCUGAGGAUGCCGAGAUUGUCGCCAACAGCUUCGCCUUCGCUUUCGAUAUAGAUGGUGUCCUUAUCCGGGGCGGGCGCGUCAUCCCCGAAGCCAUUCAGGCCAUGAAGGUCUUAAACGGCGAGAAUGAGUAUGGGAUCAGGAUUCCAUACAUUUUCCUGACCAACGGUGGCGGCAAGUCUGAGGCAGAGCGAUGCAACGACCUGUCGAAACAGCUUGAGGUCGAGAUAUCGCCGGCUCAGUUCAUAUGCGGUCACACCCCGAUGUCCGAGAUGGCGUCCAAGCACAACACCGUGUUGGUCGUUGGCGGCGAGGGUGAGAAAUGUCGCCAUGUCGCCCAAAGCUACGGCUUCAAGGAUGUUGUAACGCCUGGCGACAUUAUCAAGACUGAUAGCGCCACCACCCCGUUCCGCAAGUUGACUCCGGAGGAGCACAAGAACUCCAAGACACGUGACUUCAGCAACGUCGCCAUCGAGGCUGUCUUUGUCUUCGCCGACUCGCGCGACUGGGCUGGUGAUCUACAGAUUAUUCUUGAUCUCGCCAUGUCGAAGGGCGGCCGCAUCGGCACCCGGUCGGAGGCUUUCGACGAAGGCCCCCCGAUCUACUUCUCCCACAAUGACGUUGUUUGGUCGGCUGCCCAUGAUCACGUUCGCCUCGGCAUGGGCGCUUUGCGUGGCAUUGUCGAGUACACCUUCAAGGAGGUUACCAAGGGCAAGACCCUCGAAACCUUCGCCUUUGGCAAGCCCCAGAUUGGUACCUUCGAGUUCGCCACCCGUUUGCUCAAGCGCUGGCGCAAGAACGCACACAAGCUGAAUGCGCCACCCGAGACUGUCUACUUCGUUGGCGACACCCCCGAGAGCGACAUUCGCGGUACCAAUAACUACAAUGAGCGGGCCGAGAACGAUUGGUACAGCAUCCUUGUCAAGACGGGUGUCUACCAAGACGGCACCGAGCCUGCAUACAAGCCCCGUGCCACGGUGCACUCCGUUUUGGACGCUGUGAACCACGGCAUCGAGCGCGAGAUGAAGCGAAGGCUUCAGACCUCUCCACCCAUGCAGAAGCCCAAGAUGCCUGAAAUUUCCAAGCUGUCUCUUGAAGACGGCGAGGUGAGGGUCUUCAGCCCUAUCGAGGAGCGUACCCUGGCGAUGUGGGCCUCCUAG
Anthostomella pinea is the source of this 1383-nucleotide messenger RNA. The record is from the annotation of a GenBank genome assembly. Lineage: Eukaryota; Fungi; Ascomycota; Sordariomycetes; Xylariales; Xylariaceae.